AUGUCGCAAUCAGGUGGCAACACAAUUGCCGAAAUUUACAAAGGAGUGAUUCAGGAUGUUAUUAGUCAAGUUAAAGAAGCAUUUCUUGAUGAGAAUGUGGACAUAGACGUGCUCUCGCAACUGAAAAAGGAAUGGGAGGACAAAGUGAUAGCAAGUGGAUGUGUAGAUAUGGAACCUCGGCAUCAAGCUCAUCAAGUAGCGCCUCCUCCAAUGCGUACCCACGUGAUGCCUCCACGAAUGGGUACUGUAACACAAGUUCGUCUUCAAACUGCUCCGCAGAUGGUCUCGCAGUCGCACUCGAAUAUGAUGAAUCACAUAGAGCAGAAUAGACCAAUGCAAAUGCAAUAUGUGCCACAGCAAGGCAUGCAGCAGAUUCAGGUCCAGCAAGUACAACACGGCAGAAUGCCUGCUAAUGUGGCUUUCGCCCCUCAGGGAAGCGUUCGGAUGGUACAGACAAUCCAGCCCCAACCCGGCCAACAGUAUGUCAUUGCACAAAGUGGCCAGCAACUCGGACCUGGUGUCAUGUUUCUUCAGCAAGCUAAUGGGCAAUCGAUACCUGUGACCGUAAGUCCGAAUGGUGUGUUGCAGCCUCGCAUCCAGCAGGGUCAUGGAGGCCAUCCAUUACAUCAGCUGGAUGGAAAUGGAAUUUUUGUUGAAGAAGAUGAUGUGGAGGCGCCUUGCUCAUCCAAGUCAAUCACCCGAGGUCAGAAAUGUAGUGCUAAGAAAAAGAAGGAUGUUUCAGAUGAAGAGGCAAUGAGGAUAGCUCGUAGCUUAUUAAAAGCAAUUCAGUUGGAUGGUGGAGGCGGCGGUGGCAUGUCGGACUCUUCCAGUGAGGAAGAAGAGGCUGAUGAUGACGACGAUCCUAUUCGUCGCAUUGCUGAUCGCAUCGGCGAUGGGCAAAUUGAAGAUGGUGAACAAGCGAUUGUCGAAGAGGAUCCGCUGAAUUCCGGAGAUGACCAGAGUGACGAUGAAGAUUUGGAAACACUGUUUGAUGCCGAUAAUGUGAUCAUGUGUCAGUUCGAGAAGGUACAUCGUGCGCGUAGCAAAUGGAAGUUCCAACUGAAAGAUGGCAUAAUGCAUAUCGAUAACAAGGACUACUGUUUCCAGAAAUGUAGCGGUGAAGCCGAGUGGUGAUCAGUUGGAAAAGCAUAUUUCAGACGGUUAUAUUCGGUGAUCAUUUUCCUGGAAUUAUUACAUGGUUGCUUUUUCCGUUAGUGUAAUAAGUUUGUAGAAUCAAGCAUAUUCGUAGUAAUGACGAGUUGAUAUCUGGGGAUCGAAUCGUAAUUUCACAUAGUUCUUCUCUAAAUCUUGUUAAUGAAUGCCUCCAACGAAUGCUUCCAUUCCUAACGCUCAAUCAUCUGAGUCUGAAAGUGUUCAAAGAGUUGUUGCCUUGUACAGUCCGCUGUCGUAUAGAAUGGUUUCAUUGAAUAGAUGUCACUUCAUUCAAGGAACAGAGUGGCUUUUAUCCUGAGAUCGUUACUUUAGCCUUGCUUCCAGUAAGUUCGUAAAGUCAUUUACCUCCGUUAUUCUGAUGAGUUGAAUGUAGUCUAAUGCUUGUCUGUUUCUUUUUUUGUACUCUUUUGUGGUUCAAGUGGGCUUGCAAUUGAAUCCGAUUAUCUAACUUGUCGACUAUUAGGUUGUGUACAAGACAUACUGCAAUUUUUGUCAUAUACCUUGCGUCUAAGGUAGCUGUUAUGUCUAGCAAUAGCUGGAGGAGGGAUUACGGUCCUGCAUCAUCUAUUUCCUAUUUUCCAUCUUUGUCUAUUUAUACCAUUCAAAGCGUAGAAAAAGCGUUAGUGAAAAUCAGCGUCGACCUAAGUAAAUUGUUGCGCGCUAUAUGAUUGGUAGAUACAGAUAUUCCCGUUUUCCUCUCUCAAAAUGAUUCGUUUCCACAUUUACUUUGUUUCAGAUUGAUACAUUUCUCCUUAGUAGUUCUGUCUUGAUGUAUGCAAAGUAACUACAUUCGGUUCUUUUCUUGUGAUAAUCAACGAGUUCAUUGGUAAAGUGGAAUUUAUAGUCGUUGUUUUGCUAUUGCUAAUAAAAUUUGAU
Cylicocyclus nassatus is the source of this 2049-nucleotide messenger RNA. The record is from the annotation of a GenBank genome assembly. Lineage: Eukaryota; Metazoa; Nematoda; Chromadorea; Rhabditida; Strongylidae.